Mercenaria mercenaria is the source of this 732-nucleotide messenger RNA. Its product is annotated as tumor necrosis factor ligand superfamily member 15-like. Gene Ontology annotation, molecular function: tumor necrosis factor receptor binding. Gene Ontology annotation, biological process: immune response. Gene Ontology annotation, cellular component: membrane. The record is from RefSeq and is a predicted model, not a curated record. The transcript has 2 exons. Lineage: Eukaryota; Metazoa; Mollusca; Bivalvia; Venerida; Veneridae. The coding region runs from base 1 to 732 and encodes 243 amino acids.
AUGAAAAAUGAACGUAUAGAGCUGAAUCUUAUACGGCAGGUAGGCUGCCAUGAUAAAUGUGUUUUCAGCUUGCUCCUAUAUCUUCUCCAGACAAUUGCAAAGAAAUACGACGAAAUUAAACAAGAAGAUCAAAAGCGACAACAAGAAUUGCUUGAUAAGAACAGAGUCAGAUUAAUGAGUAUCCUCCUCGGCAAUGCAUUCUGGGAUAUGAAACCAGCCGCAACACUCACUGGAAAAUCGUCAAUAGAUACGUCCUGCUGUGGACAUAACCAAAUAAAUCUGGACAGUUGUGAUAUUGGUGCUGACAUGGUACCUGUCAGAGAAUGGCGUCAUGGCAGAGAACUAUAUAACACAAGUGGAUUCGAAAUAUACGGCAUUCGAUACAGAAAUGGCCGUUUGAUCGUACCUGUAGAUGGCACAUAUUUUAUUUAUUCUUAUGUCGAUUUAUUUGAGCCAUGUAAUCCAUCAACGGGGAUGCCUAAUGUUAAAGAUACCAAUAAACCUAUAAAGCACGGCAUAUUUAAAUUCAAUAUUCUUGACGGGGAGGAAAUGGAAUUAGUUUCAAAUGUACAACCACACACAAUUUCCAAUAACAGAUAUUUCAAAUCUUACAGUAGCUAUGUAUUGUCAUUUGCAGAUCUCAAAGCUGGUGACGAGCUUUCUGUAAAAGUUAGUAAUUUAACAUAUUUAAGACAUACUGGAGAAAAUUACUUUGGGGUUCAUUUGAUAUGA